AUGAAACCGGUGACUAAGAAGAUAACCGGUAGAAGUAACCCCAAGGAGAAAGGUGUUCUCCAAGUACUUGCCGAAGAAGUCGGACGCCUUAGAAAAAAAAUUGAUUCUAGCGAAGCAGGUCUUGUUGCCCGAAACGAUAUUAAGUUUGCUUAUAAACUUGCAAGAGAGGCAGUUGUUUCUCAAACCAGGAGUGCCGAUGGUGAAAAAAGUGAUGCCAACGACGAUGAUGGUCAUGAUGGUGAUAAACAUGUUGACGAUGAUGAUCAUGAUGACGAUGAUAAAGAUAAUAAUCCAUGGGCUUACGGAUGUGGUUGUGAUUGUGGUUUUGAUUAUUCCUCCGGUGACGUCGACAUCCACUCUGACAUUGACAUCGACAUCGACUCUUACAUUGACUACUUUAGUCUCUAUCUUUGGAUCAGCCUGAAAUUAAUAGUUGUUGUGAAACACUUUUCCGAAGUCUUGACAUACAGAUGUGAUUUGGGUAUUGCUGCUGGCCUUGUAGCCCCGGUUUCUGGAGAGGAGAUCAAAUCUGCACUUCAUGCCUUACCAAAUGACAAGGUGUCUGGACCACAUGGAUUCACGAAGGAGUUCUUUGUUGCUGCCUGGCCAAUUGUUGGGAAGGAAUUCAUCAUCUCUGUACAGUCCUUCUUCCUGUUUGUUUUUUUGCCCACAGGAAUCAAUGCAACGAUCCUAUCCCUCAUUCCCAAAUUAGAGGAGGCGCGGACUAUGAAGGACUAUCGUCCAAUUGCCUGCUGCAACCUCCUUUAUAAGGUCAUCUCCAAAAUACUAGCAAGGAGACUGAAAACGAUAUUUCCGGAUGCAAUUGAGCCAAACCAAACAGCGUUCAUCAAAGGAAGGUUGCUGCUUGAAAGCGUCCUCUUAGCUUCGGAGCUAGUCAACGGGUAUCACAGAACUACGCUAAGCAACAGAGCAACAAUAAAAUUGGACAUCUCCAAGGCCUUUGAUACUGUGAAGUGGUCGUUUAUCACCGCAGUUCUGAAAGCUAUGGGGUUGCCGAUACAGUUCAUUCAUUGGAUCAGGGUCCGUAUAUCUACGGCUUCGUUCUCAGUGUCUGUCAAUGGAAGCCUAGAGAGUUUUUUCACCAGUGCUAGAGGAAUACGACAGGGCAGCUCUCUCUCACCCUACUUAUACGUAAUCCUGAACAAUGUACUGUCUAAAUUGCUAAAUAGGGCCGCUGAGGCUCAGCAAUUUGGCUAUCACCCGCAAUGCCUCAAGAUGAAACUCACGCAUCUUUGCUUCGCUGACGACAUCCUAGUGUUUACGGAUGGUUCUGCUAACUCUCUGAAAGGAGUGCUGGAGGUUAUGAAGCCGUUUGCAGAUAUCUCGGGCUUAUGUAUCAAUGUAGCAAAGUCUUCUAUCUUCGCUACAGGGCAGAGCAUAACCCCUCUGAUGAGUGAAGCUACGAGCACAGGAAUUACAGUAGGCACAUUACCGGUGAGGCCGGCUUCAGCUAAUCAAGUCUGUAAUUGCUAUAUUGUCAAUUUCUGGAGUCAAGCGUUUAUUCUCCCCAAGGCUUGUCUAGAUGAGAUAGAGAGCAUGUGUAGUGCAUUCUUGUGGUCAGGUUCUCCGAAUCAGACGCACAAAGCUAAAGUCGCUUGGGAGGAUUUGUGCUGUCCCAAAGAAGAAGGGGGCUUAGGGAUAAGGAAGCUGCGAGACUCCGCUGCUGUGUUUGCUAUGAGUUUGAUUUGGAGGCUCUUCUCUAACGCGAGUUCACUAUGGGUUUCAUGGAUUCAACGUUACUUAUUGAGACAAAAUUCCUUUUGGGAACUAAAGGAGGAUGGAAAGGGAUCGUGGAUGUGGAGAAAACUAUUAAAACUUAGGGCGCAGGUCUACCAGUUCAUCAGAUAUGAGGUAUAUGAUGGUAAGACAGCGUUCUUUUGGUUUGAUGACUGGCUGCAGCAAGGGAAACUUAUCGAUAUAACUGGAGCAGCAGGCACUUAUCAUCUUGGCGUGGCUCGUACUGCUCGGGUGUGUGAUGCAGUCUCGCAGGAAGCUUGGAAUAUAAGAGGACAGAGAAGUCGUUUCUUCCAUGGUCUCUAUGAGCGAAUUCUCAGUAUUCCGGUCCCUCACCUCUUUCAGGGACAAGAUGUUGUGCUGUGGAAACACUCAGAUGGAGAAUAUAAACCUUAUUUUUCAUCGGCCAAGACUUGGGAGCAACUCAGAGAGAAAAGGAGCAAUGUGUUUUGGAGCAAAGGCAUUUGGUUUCCUCAAGGAGUUCCACGCUUCUCCUUCAUUGCGUGGCUUGCAGUAAGGAACCGGUUGUCAACGGGGGAUAGAAUGAGAGCUUGGGGAAUUCAUCAGAGCUGUAUGCUAUGUGGAGAAAGAGAUGAGACAAGGGAUCAUGUGUUUUUUGCAUAUCCUUACUCCUUCACGGUUUGGGAUACAUUGGUGAAUUGUCUGAGUGGCCACAGGACUGACCCUGACUGGACAGUAACGCUGCAGUUUGUUUGUCGUAACAGUCUGCAUGUAGUGGACAAGACGCUAGUGAAGAUGGCGUUCCAAAGUUGUAUAUACCAUUUGUGGAAGGAGAGGAAUGAGAGAAGACACGGCACUGGCUACCGUUCAGGAGAGCAAUUGAUCCGGCUCAUACACAAGGGGAUUCGAAAUGGGAUCACUUCUCUGCGCUACAAAGAGGAUCACAAACUGAGGGGACUGAUGCAAAGAUGGUUUGAAGUUACAGCUUAG
This is a messenger RNA of Brassica oleracea var. oleracea, 2706 nucleotides long. RefSeq lists its product as uncharacterized. The record is from RefSeq and is a predicted model, not a curated record. Lineage: Eukaryota; Viridiplantae; Streptophyta; Magnoliopsida; Brassicales; Brassicaceae. The transcript has 4 exons. The coding region runs from base 1 to 2706 and encodes 901 amino acids.